Molecule: messenger RNA, 3563 nt
Organism: Ostrea edulis (European flat oyster)
Lineage: Eukaryota; Metazoa; Mollusca; Bivalvia; Ostreida; Ostreidae
Exons: 3
Coding region: 155-1675 (506 amino acids)
Biological process (GO): positive regulation of DNA-templated transcription
Cellular component (GO): chromatin; nucleoplasm
Molecular function (GO): metal ion binding; ubiquitin-protein transferase activity
Source: RefSeq, a predicted model, not a curated record
UUUCGUUUGACAUUAACGGUCAUUAAGUGUGUCUGUAUUGAUGUAUACAAUGACAUAGCUUUGGAAUUCUUUAAUCAUGUUCUGUGACAUUCAUGUAAACUAAAUACUACGGACGAGCAAUCAGGAUAUUUUUGUAUGAGAAAUUCAAGGGAUAAUGGCAGAAACAUGCGAGGACGGGAACAUGUGUGCCAUUUGCUGGGACGACUUCUUCCAGCCCAAAAUUCUGCGAUGUCGUCACACAUUUUGCAAACCUUGUCUACACGGUUAUAUAAAGAAAUCUGACAAUUCCACAGAGAUAAAGUGCCCAGUCUGUCGCCAGACACAAAUCCUCGACGGGAAAGGCUUGAAUGGUUUACUUGACAAUUACUUUGUUCAGCUUCGCCCGCCUGAACAACCGGAACUGUUGUGCUGUAGUAUAUGCUAUGAAGAGACCAUUCUAAAGACAUGUUCCCAUUGUUCCGAAAAGCAUUGUCCAAGUUGCAGAGAAUCCCAUAAACUAGCUUUGAAGUUAGCUGGAGAGAGUUACGAACACAGUUCUGACUCGGACGAAAAUUCCACGGUAGAUCUAGAUCUGGAUGAUAGAGAUGUAACAGAUGAAGCAAACGUACCAAUCAAUCUUCUUUUUGCAGGUCAAGCAAUACGGACGCAGUUUAAUGUAAAACUCUUAACUGCUUUUAAAGUAUCCUCUAUGAUGAAUAGCGCUGAAGAAAAUAGAAAUCCUCCAAUAUACACAAUAUUUCCAUUGGCGGAUGAUAGAUAUCUGGUGGUCCUUAACACUGGACCGGAAAUCGUGGAAUACAAACCAGAUGGGACCGAAAUAAACCGGUCUACAUUCCAGUCCGGUAUUGCUGACAUCAUAGAAACGCCGGACAAACGUCGACUGUUUGUGCAUCCUGCUGAUUGUUUACUUUUGGAGAUCACCAUUCGAGGAAGUAUAUCAAUCUUUGCUCCCUGUAAAGGUUGUCGACCGAUCUGUCUAUCUUCAUUUAAGGAUGGACGUAUAGUCGUGGCAGGUUUUGUCGAACGUCGUGUAAAGAAGGGGUCACCGGAAGGGGGAGAAGAUGAGGAGGAAGAGGAGGAGGACGACAGAAAAGGAAUGUUGCUUAUCUAUAACAAAGAUGGAAAGUUAAUGAAAGAAGUCAUGGAGGGCACUGACGGACCAAUUCUGCGGUUUCCAAUGUGCACAUCUGUCAGUCAUUUCAAUAACACUAUAUGUGUUGCUGAUCAAGACUCAAAAUGCGUGUCUAUUUUUAGCGAAACGGGUGAGCUAUUGACUCGUUAUGACGCGGGGCAGAGUUUUAGACAAUUUGGACUUUUUUGGAAUCGUACAGAAUUUGUUCCACUUUGCUUGUGUCACGAUCCCGAUGGAAAUAUUAUCGUUGCUAAUACAGUGGAUGGUGUACUUCACGUUUUGCAACCAGAUGGGAAAUUUCUAGGCUAUAUUUUAACAAGAGAUAGCGAACAAUUUGGUCGUCCUUCAGGAAUAAUGAUGGAUGCCCACAAUCGAAUUUGGUUAGGUGAUCGCCUUGAUGGGAGAAUUAGAAUUUACGAAAUUUCUAGCUACAAAAACUCUUUCCAUCAACGAGACUCUUUCAAUCAUUUUGCUGAUAGACGUUUACUUGAGUUUUUGUGUACAAUCUUUGGGAUAGUUUCCAUUUGCUGGGAUAACUCAUGAAAGCAGUUGUAACUAAUAAAUCAACAUGGACUAUGCCUGAUAGGGCUUUGCAAAGACUUUGUGUUGUUUUUAGUAUUUAUUUUGAUGCAGAGUAUAUCUACUGCUUCUGAUGAUGGCUAAUUAUAGAGAAAAGUUAAUGAUCCUAAUCACACACGAUAUAAUAAAUGUAUGCAAUUUUAAGACUUUUACCAUUAUCCUUUCUACAAACAUUUAGCACAAUACAAUGCAAAGUAUGAUUUAUAUUGUUAAUGCAUUUUCAUCUCUCGAAGAUACUCGCGUGCUAGAAAAUAAAUCAUGUUCUCUAAUGCACUAGGUGUUUUUGGAAUAAAAAAAACCACAUUAGAAAGCUUUCAGUGAAAGGUAAACCCCAACGAAUAACAAUAAAAUGCUUUGUAUUCGACAUCAGAUUUCAAGAAAUGGCCCGGAACUGGUCAGAAAUGUUAUGGAUUCGUUACACAAAAAAUUAAUGAAAAUUCAGAUCAUUUAAGAUGAAAUUUUACCGCUAAUUUUAGAUUAGAUUAGUUAUUUGUGUUGGUUUACUUUUAGCGGUCAGGGUCAGAGAAGUGAGGGUUCUUUAACGUGAACUGCCGCGGCACAGGCUCUCAGUUCUUAUGACCCGUGAUUCUCACUUCAUUCGAUGAAGAGCGUUUGGCGAAGGAGCUAUCACUACCUAUGUUUAAGACAUUGUUUGAAUUUUCUAAAGCAGCUAACGAUUGAAAUGCCUCUGUAAUUAUUGACAUCAUUAAUAUAAUCUUUUUUAUAUAAAGGAACAAUACAACUUUUUGUCCAUACCUCAGGAUAUAAACUAGACUAUAAUAUUUUAUUAAACAGCUUGUAUAAUAUAGGCAUCAAAAUAUCUUCACAAACAAUAAAAACUUCUUUCACUAUAAAGUCCUCACUACAACGUUUGUUUAAUUUCAACUUUCCAAUUGAUUUUUAGCUCACCUGAGUUGAAAGCUCAAGUGAGCUUUUCUGAUCGUCUGUUGUCCGUUGUCUCUCCGUCUGUCUGUAAACUUUUUACAUUUCGAAUUCUUCCCCAGAACCCCUGGGUCAAUUUCAACCAAACUUGGCCAAAAACAUUCUUGGGUGAAAGACUAUCAAGUUUGUUCAAAUGAAGGGCCAUGUCCCUUUCAAAGGGGAGAUAAUCACAAAAGUUGAAAAAUAGGGUAGGGUCAUUUAAAAAUCUUUUUCUCAAGAACCUCUGGGCCAGAAAAGCUGAAAUUUAUAUGAAAGCUUCCUGACAUAGUGUAGAUUCAAGCUUGUUCAAAUCAUGUCCCCCGAGGAUAGGAUGGGGCCACAAUAAGGGAUUAAAGUUUUACAUACAAAUAUAUAGGAAAGAUCUUUAAAAAUCUUCUCAAGAACCACUGAGCCAGAAAAGCUGAGAUUUACAUGAAAGAUUCCUGACAUAGUGCAGAUUCAAGUUUAUUAAAAUCAUGUCCCCCGUGGGUAGGAUGGGGCGACAAUAGGGAUCAAAGUUUUGCAUGCGAAUAUAUCGGAAAAAUCUUUAAAUUUGAUCCAAGAUGACCGAUGUGGCCCAUUGGCCUCAAGUUUAAUUUAAUUACAUGUGAUUUCUUUGUCCAAUUCAUCAUACACAACUUCAUUAUCAUGUGCAGCGCUAGUGUUAUUCAUAUUGUUUUAGAUAAGGUCCUUGAAGUGUGUGUAGAAAUCUACAUUAGUUACUACUAUCGUCUAAUGUAUAUGCUGGUUUUUGUUGGUUUCUUUUUUAUGUAAACUUGUCUUAUACCUCUCCUCAUGUAUGUCCAUCCUCUAAUAUUCACUCCACUUUUCAUACUGUAUACAUCUUUUUUGUUUAUACUUUGUAAUUGAAUAUGUAUUAUGCUGAUGAGGCGUAAGGCUUAAAGCCAAUAAACAAUACAAUACAAUACUA